GUGACUUUGACACGCGACCACGUGUUUCCCGCAUGUUAGUUUCAUAUUGAAGGUGAAGCGUCUGUGUACCAGCGGCAGUGUCGGCCUCCUCAUACAAUCAGAAGAUGUCAGCCCUGUCUGCUGCCAGCGUCGAGUCUGCAGCUGUGACUGAGAGCACACAGCAGAAGAAGCCACUGAAGCCAUGCUGCGCAUGUCCAGAAACAAAAAAAGUCAGGGAUGCUUGCAUCAUUGAAAAGGGAGAGGAAAACUGCAGGGACCUUAUUGAGGCACACAAAGACUGCAUGAGGGCACUUGGAUUCAAGGUCUAACUAGUUCUUCUGUGCGUGCUUGUGUGUGUGUUGCUGUGUGUGGAAGGUGACCCUGGGUAUUUGUUUCUUCGCUCCCCCCCCCCUUGCACUCCUUAUUUAUACCUUUUGUUGGAUUAACUGUGCGAAACUAUUUUUUCAAGUCUGCAAAAUCUGAGAAAUUCUGAUGUGAAAUUGAAUAAAAAUCCUAUGCAAUAAA
Molecule: messenger RNA, 504 nt
Organism: Pelmatolapia mariae (spotted tilapia)
Lineage: Eukaryota; Metazoa; Chordata; Actinopteri; Cichliformes; Cichlidae
Product: cytochrome c oxidase copper chaperone
Exons: 4
Coding region: 105-308 (67 amino acids)
Biological process (GO): mitochondrial respiratory chain complex IV assembly
Cellular component (GO): mitochondrial intermembrane space
Molecular function (GO): copper chaperone activity; copper ion binding
Source: RefSeq, a predicted model, not a curated record